Oryza sativa Japonica Group (Japanese rice) is the source of this 1884-nucleotide messenger RNA. Its product is annotated as DEAD-box ATP-dependent RNA helicase 10-like. NCBI's taxonomy places the organism in Eukaryota, Viridiplantae, Streptophyta, Magnoliopsida, Poales, Poaceae. The record is from RefSeq and is a predicted model, not a curated record. Gene Ontology annotation, molecular function: nucleic acid binding; ATP binding; RNA helicase activity.
CCUCCAUAAUCUCCACGCCUCCUCCUUCCUUCUUUAACCGCCGCCGCCGCAGCUUCAUCGCCAAGCCACCUCCGCCGCCGAAGCCACCACCGCUUCCCUCCCACUCGGGCGAGCUCCCCCGUCUCUCCGUAGCCAUGGCGAAGAAGAAGGACGUGGAGGUGGAGGAGUUGGAUGAGGAGGUGGUUGCCGCUGCCGCCGCCCCCGCCGCGGACGGUGGCGAGGAGCAGGAGGCCGAGCCACCGGCGCGUCGGCCGUCGACGUUCGCGGAGCUGGGCGUCGUCCCGGAGCUGGUGGCGGCGUGCGACGCCAUGGGGUGGAAGGAGCCCACCAGGAUCCAGGCCGAGGCCAUCCCCCACGCCCUCGAAGGGAGGGACCUGAUUGGGCUGGGGCAGACGGGCUCCGGCAAGACGGGCGCCUUCGCGCUGCCGAUCAUCCAGGCGCUGCUCAAGCAGGACAAGCCCCAGGCGUUGUUCGCCUGCGUGCUGUCGCCUACAAGGGAGCUGGCUUUUCAGAUUGGACAGCAGUUUGAGGCACUCGGGUCCGCGAUCGGUCUGAGUUGCACGGUGCUUGUUGGAGGAGUUGAUCGGGUGCAACAAGCAGUAUCCCUUGCAAAACGCCCACAUAUUGUGGUUGGAACUCCUGGACGUCUUUUGGAUCAUUUGACAGAUACGAAAGGUUUUAGCCUUAAUAAAUUGAAGUACUUGGUUUUGGAUGAAGCUGAUAAGUUACUUAAUGUGGAGUUCCAGAAAGCCCUUGAUGAUAUUCUGAAUGUUAUCCCUAAAGAACGGAGGACUUUCCUUUUUUCAGCCACAAUGACCAAUAAGGUUUCUAAACUGCAGCGUGCUUGUCUAAGAAAUCCUGUUAAGGUCGAGGUAGCGUCCAAAUAUUCUACAGUGGACACACUUAGACAGGAGUUUUAUUUUGUUCCUGCAGAUUACAAGGAUUGUUUUCUCGUUCAUGUUCUGAAUGAGUUGCCAGGGAGCAUGAUCAUGAUCUUUGUCCGGACCUGUGAAUCAACAAGGCUCCUUGCUCUCACCCUAAGGAAUCUUCGUUUUAAAGCUAUCUCUAUUAGUGGCCAAAUGAGUCAGGAUAAGAGACUAGGCGCCUUAAACAGGUUCAAAACGAAAGACUGCAAUAUCCUUAUUUGCACCGAUGUGGCAAGUCGUGGUCUUGAUAUUCAAGGAGUUGAUGUGGUUAUCAAUUAUGAUAUUCCAAUGAAUUCCAAGGAUUAUGUUCAUCGGGUGGGUAGAACAGCACGUGCAGGGAAUACAGGAUAUGCUGUAUCUUUGGUGAAUCAAUACGAGGCCAUGUGGUUUAAGAUGAUAGAGAAGCUCCUUGGAUACGAGAUUCCUGAUCGUAAGGUGGAUAACGCAGAAAUCAUGAUACUUCGUGAACGUAUCUCUGACUCGAAGAGGAUUGCGCUGACGAACGGAUGCACACCUGCUUCCGACGACCUGAAUGUAGAUAGUUCGUCUUGUUCUUGUUGUGACGAUGAAGGAGGGCGGUGGCCACAAGAAAAAGCGGAGGAAGAACGAAGAUGAUGAGGAAGAGGAGGAGCGCAAUGCUCCUGUUUCCAGAAAAUCGAAGUCCUUCAACAAAUCAAGAAGACGGUGAAAGCAUUGGAGCAAGUGAUCGUGAGGCGAGCUUGGGAUGAGUUAGAUUAGUAUUAUACUGGCAUACCACCGCCACAAUUUUAUGUAACCAUUCAAGAAUAGAUAUUUAUGUAGGUCCAUUUCGACGAAUUAGCUAUUUUAUUAUUUGUGAAGCUGGAUCUUGGAAAAUUUGCUCAUCUGUUGCUACAAAAGCAUAUAUGGAAAAUUUGCUCAUCUGCUUCCACAAAAGCCGGUGGCAUCAGGUGAUCUGGACGAGAGUCAUUGUACUAUA